ACCCUUUCAAAGGCCGAAUCCCUUCCUUCUCAUACCUGUCUAUCUUAAACCCUAAACACCGAGUCAGACCGAUUCAGGUUGACUCAACACUAAGCCAACAAUGGCGGACGUAGUUCAGUACCGUCUCGAGCGCAUGGUAGACGAGCUCGACGAUCUCGAACGGCGAGGUCUCUUCACUCGCCGCGAGAUUGCCGAGAUAGUAAAGCAACGGCGCAAGUUCGAAUACCGGCUCAAGCGACCUUCUCCUCUGAAGCAAGAUUACAUUGCCUACAUCGACUACGAGACUCAGCUCGAUUCGCUCCGCCAACUCCGCAAGAAAGCCGCCACACGCGAACUCGUGAGACAAGGCAAGAAGAAGACUAAGACGAGAAAAUCGGUUUCCGAUUUUGCGCCUGUCUCGAGAAUCAUGGAGAUUUAUAGACUCGCUGUGAUGAGAUACAAAGGAGAUGUUGAGCUUUGGUUUCGGUACCUUGAGUUUUGUAGACAGAGAAAGAAUGGAAGAAUGAAAAAGGUUUUGGCUCAAGUGAUUAGGUUUCAUCCUAAGGUUCCAGGAGUUUGGAUAUAUGCGGCAGCAUGGGAAUUUGAUCAUAAUUUGAAUGUGGCAGCUGCUCGUGCUUUGAUGCAGAGCGGUUUGAGAAUGUGUCCUAAUUCAGAAGACCUUUGGGUAGAAUAUCUUAGGAUGGAACUUACUUACCUUAACAAGUUAAAAACUCGAAAGGUUGCUUUGGGAGAGGAUAAAGGAACUUUGGUUCGUGAUCAUAAGGAUGCCGAUGAAAAGCAAUGGAAAGAGGAAAACAAAGAUUUGUUUAUGUCCCUUGAUGAUGAAGAAAAAGGAAAUGAUGAUCAUGGUUCAGAUGAAGAGUUAGAGAAGAAAUUGGAUUUGUUUUUGGAGCAUGCUUCGGGUGUUCUUAAAACUAUCUAUAAGGGAGCAAUUGAAGCGAUUCCUUCUAGUUUUGGUCUUAGAAAACAGUUUCUUGAGAUAUUGGAAGCAAUAGAGGUGGCAGAUUCAGAAGAGCUGCAUGAGGAGAUACUGACUGAUAUGAAGAGAGACUUUUCAGCUGAUCCGGAAUAUUGGGAUUGGCUAGGAAGACUUGAAAUGUCUGAUGCCUCAAGUUCAGGGAAGAAGAAUGAGGAUGCCAUGCUUUCUCAGUUGCAAAAGGCUGUUCAGGUUUAUGAAGAGGCAACAAAAACUGUGCCUUCAGCCAUGAUGUUUAAUUUGUAUAUCAAAUUUUUUAUGGAUGUCAUUGCUUCUAAAAGAGGAGACAUGGAAGCUUACUCGAGUUAUGUUUCACAUAUCUUGAAGGUUUAUGAGAAGGCUGAAACAAUGGAGUGUCUUACGGAAGAACUUGCUUGCCAAUAUAUUUCAUUUUACACACAAAUUGGGAGAUUGGAGGAAGCCAAGAAAGUAGCAGAGAAGCUUUGUAGUGGAAAACUUUCAGAUUCAGUACAGCUAUGGCUGUUAAGGAUUUCAGUAGAAAUUAGAUGUGUUUCAAAGAAUUCUCUUUCUCCUAGCAAGGCUGAUACAUCAUCCAUCUUUGAACUUCUCAAAACUGUAUUGACAAAAACGUCAAUAUCAGAAGCUGAGAGCUUGUGGAUGAUGGCUCUGAAAUUCUUUGCAAACCAGAAGAAGUACUUUGAGAAGCUAAUUGAGUUUUCUCUCAUUUCGGUAGCUAAAUAUGGUGGCAGAGACAAUGGAUUUUCUCUUUCUUCAGCUGUAGUGAAUUUCAUCCUUCAUAAGGAUGGACUUCAACAUGCAAGAGAGGUGUAUAAGCGAUUCCUUGCUCUACCUCAUCCAGGUCUUGCUCUAUAUAGAAAUUGCAUUGAAUUGGAGUCAAACUUCGCAUCUCUAGGUGAUGAAGAUUCUCUAGUAAAUGGGCGAAAGUUGUAUGAAGCUGCACUUGCAACUUAUGACCAAGACACCAGCUUAUGGAAAGAUUACUAUUCCCUGGAGACUAAGUUGGGAACAUCAGAAAGUGCUGCUGCUGUCUAUUGGCGUGCUCGGAAGACACUUAAGGACUCUGCUGUAGUUUUUAGUUCCCCAGAUCGGUAAUAGUUUCUGUAUAUGUUACACAGUUGCAGUUUUGAUGUAGUUUCCAAUAUCUUUAUUUGUUUCAAAUUUCAAUGGUUUGAAGAGAAAACAGACAGAAGGCUGUAAUCUAAGCUCCAAAUGGAAAUUUUGAGUAAAUUUUGAGUCAUAUUAAGUGCACCGUAAACAUGAUUCAUUCCUUUAA
This is a messenger RNA of Theobroma umbraticum, 2231 nucleotides long. Its product is annotated as U3 small nucleolar RNA-associated-like protein. The record is from RefSeq and is a predicted model, not a curated record. Gene Ontology annotation, biological process: maturation of SSU-rRNA from tricistronic rRNA transcript (SSU-rRNA, 5.8S rRNA, LSU-rRNA). Gene Ontology annotation, cellular component: Pwp2p-containing subcomplex of 90S preribosome; small-subunit processome. Gene Ontology annotation, molecular function: protein binding; snoRNA binding. Lineage: Eukaryota; Viridiplantae; Streptophyta; Magnoliopsida; Malvales; Malvaceae.